AUGUUGGUGUUAACGGCACAAGAGAUUCUUUUGACAAUUGCGGAACCAGCUCCAGCCGCGACGGGCGCUACCGAUGAGACUGUGAAACAUACGACGGACACCUUAAUUGACGCCUCGGCUACGCCGGAACCAACCAUUCCGACGAGCAAUGAAACGGAGGGGUUUGAGAACAGUGGAGAUGUCACUGUUUUGCCGAACAAUCCGACUGAUGAGGCCACUACAAAAAGCAGCACGACGGCGCAAACUGAACCUCCAGUCAAAGAUUCGUCACAUUCGUCAAUACCUCCCACAGGAAAGAGACCUUGUCCUCCACUGCCGCAGCCUAAGACUCCUUGUCCUCCAUUGCCACAGCCCAAGACGCCUUGUCCUCCAUUGCCACAGCCCAAGACGCCUUGUCCUCCAUUGCCACAGCCCAAGACGCCUUGUCCACCAUUGCCUCGGCCGAAGGAAACUGCGGGUAGCAUUGAUGAAAGCAUGCAAGAGCAGCAGGGUUCAGACAAAACCAAAGUGAAAGCAUCGACAGCCGCAGGUGGAAUUGUCUUUGGACAUGCAUUGAUCGUUGUCUCCACUAUCAUCACCUACCUGCUCCUAUAG
This is a messenger RNA of Peronospora belbahrii, 594 nucleotides long. The record is from the annotation of a GenBank genome assembly. Lineage: Eukaryota; Oomycota; Peronosporomycetes; Peronosporales; Peronosporaceae.